AUGAAGAGUUACUCGGUGGCUGGGUUCAAUUGGGGCAAAUUAGAAGUCACACCAAAUUCAGUCGAUAUGCUCCACGACGACCAAUUAAUCUUCCAGACAGACCCAAAGAAAUUCACAAAAAGCUCAUUGUCAAAUAAGACCGAAGUCUCUGUUGAGUUUGACGACGCGGGGGAUGGCGACGUCCUCACAGAAAUCCGAUUCUUCGCACCACAGACAGAACAACAAAACGAGAAAGACAACGCAACUGAAUUGUACGACAAAGUCGCGGAAGUGACACCUUCAAACGCUUCUGGGAAGGAGGUCUGUUUGUUCGAAAACGUCGCGUUCUUAUCGCCAAAAGGACAUUACGACGUCAAAAUAUAUGAAGAUUCAGUUCGAGUACAAAACAACACUUUCGACUUCAAAAUCAAAUACACCGACAUUCAGUUAUAUUACAAAAUGCGUAAGGACAACGAGACGUCUUUCUUCGUGUUAAGUCUUUCCAACCCAUUUAAGAAGGGAAAGAGUGUCUAUGAAUGCCUUAUAAUGGAAUUGUCCACCACUGAAGAAAUAACUGCUGAGUUGAAUUUGACAAAGGACUUUGAGAAGAAGACUGGUCUUGAGGCGUCUAUGACAGACAACGAGCUGGACUUGUUUAUUGAAUUAUUCAAAAGUCUGCACCCAACGACCAUCACACCAUCUGGGAUGAAGUUUAAGACGGGUGACAGCCAUUAUAUCAAAUGCAAUAUGUCGACGAACGAAGGGUUUUUGUACCCGAUGACCGACUGCUUUAUUUUCUUAUACAAACGAAUUAAAAUAGCACCGUUCAAGGAGAUCAACAGCGUCGAUAUCUUACGAAUGAAUGCUGCGAAUGACAAUAAAACAUUUGACUUGUUACUCGACCUUAAAGGGAGGAAAGGAACGUUGCAAUUCAAUGGAAUGAGCCGAGAGGUGUACGACGACUUAGUUGAGUUUUUGAAGCAAAGUGGAUUAAAACUGGAAGAGACCGCAAAAGGAGCAACAAAGGAGAAUGCGAACGUCGAGGACAGUGGAGACAACGAUGAGGAAUACCACGCAGAAGAGGGAGAGUCGGGAGACGAUGACUUGAUGUCGGAGGAAAGCGGUGAUGACGAGUAA
Entamoeba invadens IP1 is the source of this 1116-nucleotide messenger RNA. RefSeq names its product FACT complex subunit SSRP1-A, putative. The coding region runs from base 1 to 1116 and encodes 371 amino acids. NCBI's taxonomy places the organism in Eukaryota, Evosea, Mastigamoebida, Endamoebidae. The record is from RefSeq and is a predicted model, not a curated record. The transcript is spliced from 2 exons. Gene Ontology annotation, cellular component: FACT complex; nucleus. Gene Ontology annotation, molecular function: histone binding; nucleosome binding; DNA binding.